AUGUUCGAACAAUACAUGGAGUGGCAUAUUCUCCGAGAUAUACCAGUGAUGUCUAAUAUUCUGUAUUGUCUUGGGGAAACAUGUUCUAUGUUCUACUUUUCAGGAAGACCAUGAGGUUAGACAGCUAGUCUCAUUUUUGAAAAUGUUUGACAAGGAAUAUGGGCUAGAGAACGCACUGGAGGCUUGUCACAGGCAUAUAAAACAGUUACAAGAAGGUUCAGAAAAUCCAAGCUUCGGGGAUCGCAUUUUGUGGUAUAUCAAUUAUCUCGAGGAGUGGUAUCAGGAACAGAAAGAUAAGGAGGAAGUUCAAGUAUCUGAGUUUGCGAGGGAACUUGUUACCGACGGCAUUAUGGAUGAUGAAUAG
Molecule: messenger RNA, 364 nt
Organism: Hymenoscyphus albidus
Lineage: Eukaryota; Fungi; Ascomycota; Leotiomycetes; Helotiales; Helotiaceae
Source: the annotation of a GenBank genome assembly